AUGGUAGCCAAAACAAUUCAACAAUCAAGUGCUCAUCACCAAGGCUUGAACAGCAUGUUGGUGGAACAUGGUGAGAUUUCGGGGUCUGUUGCUGGAUGUUCCAAACCUUCACUGAACAAGACUCGCAAAUUCAAGACAAAGAAUCAAUGCGUAUUACAACUUACUCCUCUCGUGAUUGAUAAAAGAAUCAAGCUCGAAAAGAUGGCUGUCUUGGUGUCGGAAUACCACAGCAAUACAAAUCAGAGUUCGAACGAGGCUCAUCUUCGAGAUGAAACUGCUUCCAACUCGGGCUCGCUUUACUUUGUGGAGGAUAGCUUGAAAUCUGCUAGCUCUUCAGAUUAUGAUGAUUUUGUGAUUGUGUAA
Naegleria lovaniensis is the source of this 363-nucleotide messenger RNA. RefSeq lists its product as uncharacterized. Lineage: Eukaryota; Heterolobosea; Eutetramitea; Acrasida; Naegleriidae. The transcript has a single exon. The record is from RefSeq and is a predicted model, not a curated record. Bases 1 to 363 code for a protein of 120 amino acids.